Messenger RNA from Rubroshorea leprosula, 866 nucleotides. Lineage: Eukaryota; Viridiplantae; Streptophyta; Magnoliopsida; Malvales; Dipterocarpaceae. The record is from the annotation of a GenBank genome assembly.
CUAAAAUCUUACCAAGUCAUCUCUCUCUUCAACGUACAACUCCCGUCCCAAACUUUAACGGCAACCUUCCCCUGCUUUUCCCUUCCUUCCGUACUGCAGUUGAGCAAAUUCUGGAAUGGUGAUGGUGGUGGAAUCUCAUCGUGACCCUGACAUUGCCAAUUCGAAUUCGGGCCAAAAGGGAACUCAUCCUGCGUCUGAAGACACGGUUUCGAGGAGCUACAGCGGUCGUGUGGCUUCCACAAUGGGAGACCCUUGUAUUUCCUGCACUACUUUCAACAUCCUUGCUCCUAUCUACAAGCGACUUGACAAAGAGAAUCAGAGCGCACGCGAAAGUGAUUUUAGAGCGUUAUGGUUUGCUAGGAAUCAAGGGAUUUUGGAUUGCUUGCUCUAUCAAAGAUCUUCCAUUAUAUGUCUCCAGGAGUUUUGGGUUGGAAAUGAAGAACUGGUACAGAUGUACCAGGAGAGUUUAGGUGAUGCCGGAUAUGACAUGUUCAAGCUUGCAAGAACCAACAACCGAGGAGAUGGUUUGUUAAUGGCUAUACACAAGGACUACCUUAGGGUUCUAAAUUAUCGCGAGUUGCUCUUCAAUGGCUUUGGAGACAGAGUUGCUCAGUUGUUACAUGUUCAAUCAGUUCUCCCUUUUCCACAGGGCCAAAAGGGGGAGAUUAAACAAGAAAUUCUUAUUGUGAACACCCACCUCUCAUUUCCUCACGAUUCCAGUUUGUCCAUUGCAAGAUUGCAUCAGGUUUACAAAAUAGUACAGUAUCUGGAAACAUAUCAAAGUGAAAACAAACUUAGCCAUAUACCCAUCAUACUCUGUGGGUAAGACUCAUGUUUGCUUUCUUAGUUUGAUGAUUUACCUUAGU